AAACGCCCCUCCCGCCACCCGCUUUCUAAUUCCUCUUACCACCAAGCAACAGCAACAUCAUCAUCACGCUCAAUCAGCCAUGCCGCCGUACAACUUUUCUACUCUCACCGUCGAGAUCAGCCCCGCUGGCGUUGCGCACGUUCAGCUGAACCGGCCAAAGGCGCUCAAUGCCUUCAGCAACCAGAUGUGGGAGGACAUCCACGCGUGCUUCUCGCAAAUGAAGACUGACAGCGACGUGCGCUGCGCUGUUGUCUCCGGCUCCGGGCGGAUCUUCACCGCCGGUCUUGAUCUCAAGGAUGCAGUCCAAAAUCCAACGUUCUCCGGUAAGCACGACGAGUCAGCCGAUGUCGCGCGCAAGGGGUACUACCACCGGUUCCAUAUCCACCACUGGCAAGACUGUCUCUCGGCGAUGGAGCGGUGCGAUAAGCCAGUUAUUGCCGCGGUUCAUAACGCCUGCUUUGGCGCGGGCGUUGACUUCAUCACCGGAUGCGAUAUCCGCCUGGCGACCGAGGACGCAUACUUUUGCGUCAAAGAGGUUGAUAUUGGCAUGGCUGCAGAUGUCGGCACGCUGCAGCGCCUGCCCAAGGUCGUCGGCAACGACAGCUGGGUGCGCGAGGUAUGCUAUACGGCGCGCCAAGUACCGGCCAAGGAGGCACUAGCUGUCGGACUUAUCAGCGGUGUGUACAAAACCAAGGAGGAGAUGGUCAAGGCUGCGCUGGUGAUGGCUGAGACUAUCGCCAGCAAGUCGCCGGUUGCUGUUGUCAGCACCAAACACCUGCUGAAUCAUGCCCGUGAUCACACAGUCCAAGAGGGGCUUGAGUACACCGCGCUGUGGAACGCAUUGGCGCACAACUCGAAAGACAUGGGUGUCGCGAUGAUGGCCAGCCUGCAGAAGCAGAAGGCGACGUUCCCCAAGCUAUGAGCAUUUAGGAUAUAGUGCCAAUAUACCAGUUAUAGUAGG
Messenger RNA from Linderina pennispora, 961 nucleotides. RefSeq names its product ClpP/crotonase. Gene Ontology annotation, cellular component: mitochondrion. Bases 80 to 922 code for a protein of 280 amino acids. NCBI's taxonomy places the organism in Eukaryota, Fungi, Kickxellomycota, Kickxellomycetes, Kickxellales, Kickxellaceae. The record is from RefSeq and is a predicted model, not a curated record. The transcript has a single exon. Gene Ontology annotation, molecular function: delta(3,5)-delta(2,4)-dienoyl-CoA isomerase activity.